Messenger RNA from Arabidopsis arenosa, 1849 nucleotides. The record is from the annotation of a GenBank genome assembly. Lineage: Eukaryota; Viridiplantae; Streptophyta; Magnoliopsida; Brassicales; Brassicaceae.
AUUCUCAUCAUCAUAGCUUAAACCACUCUCUCCACUGGAUCCGCCAUUGAUGACGUCAUCACUACCGGUUCGAGCUCCGUCAUGGGUUUCUUCCCGGAGAAUCUUCGAAGAGAGACUCCAAGAUCUUCCCAAAUGCGCCAAUUUAAACCAAGUGAAACAGCUUCACGCCCAGAUAAUUCGACGGAAUCUUCAUCAAGAUCUACACAUAGCACCAAAGCUAAUCUCUGCUCUUUCUCUCUGUCGUCAAACGAAUUUAGCUCUUAGGGUUUUUAAUCAGGUUCAAGAACCAAAUGUUCAUCUUUGUAAUUCUCUGAUUAGAGCUCAUGCGUUGAACUCGCAGCCGUAUCAAGCUUUCUUCGUUUUCUCAGAGAUGCAAAGAUUUGGUCUUUUUGCUGAUAAUUUCACUUACCCGUUUCUUCUUAAAGCUUGUUCGGGUCAAUCAUGGUUACCUGUGGUGAAGAUGAUGCAUAAUCAUAUCGAAAAAUUGGGGCUUUCGUCGGAUAUUUAUGUUCCAAAUGCUCUCAUUGAUUGUUAUUCUAGAUGUGGUGGUUUGGGUGUUAGAGAUGCUAUGAAGUUGUUUGAGAAGAUGAGUGAGAGAGAUACUGUGUCUUGGAAUUCGAUGCUUGGUGGUAAAGCUGGAGAUAUGGAAAUGGCUAGAGUUAUGUUUGAUAAGAUGCCAUUGCUGGCUAAAAAUGUGGUCACUUGGACGAUAAUUAUUGCGGGAUAUGCGGAGAAGGGGCUUUUGAAAGAGGCUGAUAAAUUAGUCGACCAAAUGGUGGCUUCAGGAUUGAGAUUUGAUGCUGCUGCUGCUAUUAGUAUCUUGGCUGCUUGUGCCGAGUCUGGUUUGCUUAGUUUAGGAACGAGGGUUCAUUCUAUAAUAAAAAAGUCUAACCUCAAUUCGAAUGCUUCUGUGUUAAAUGCACUACUUGAUAUGUAUGCGAAAUGUGGUAGCCUAAAAAAAGCGUUUGAUGUGUUUAACAACAUGCCCAAGAAGGACCUCGUCUCUUGGAACACUAUGCUUCAUGGUCUUGGUGUUCAUGGCCACGGAAAAGAAGCAAUUGAGCUUUUUUCGAGAAUGAGAAGGGAAGGGAUUCGGCCUGAUAAAGUCACGUUUAUUGCUGUGUUAUGUUCCUGCAAUCACGCGGGUCUCAUUGAUGAAGGCAUAGAUUACUUCUAUUCAAUGGAGAAAGUGUAUAAUCUUGUUCCUCAAGUUGAACACUAUGGUUGUCUUGUUGACCUAUUAGGUCGUGGAGGGCGGCUAAAGGAAGCAAUAAAGGUUGUCCAAACAAUGCCUAUGGAACCCAAUGUUGUUAUUUGGGGUGCUCUUCUAGGAGCGUGCAGGAUGCAUAACGAGGUAGAUAUCGCUAAGGAAGUUUUGGAUAAUCUGGUUAAAUUAGACCCGUCUGAUCCGGGAAACUAUACACUGCUGUCAAAUAUUUAUGCAGCAGCAGAGGAUUGGGAAGGGGUUGCUGACAUAAGGUCAAAGAUGAAGAGCAUGGGAGUAGAGAAACCAUCUGGAGCUAGUUCGGUUGAACUGGAGGAUGGGAUACACGAAUUUACAGUUUUUGACAAAUCACACCCAAAAUCUGAUCAAAUAUAUCAGAUGCUUGGUAGUUUAAUUGAACCUCCAGAUCCUGGUGAGCUGGUUGCUGUUGGAUAAACUACUUAGUUUAUAUCUGCGAUGUUGAGAUCAUUAGGUAAUAUAUCUAUUAUAGGCUGUGAGCAUCAGCAGUGUGGCCUAGGCCAUAAAUUUGUAGUUCAUUUUCCAAAGGAACACAAAGAUGAUUUUUAUCCUUGUAACGAGUUCGGGUACUGUAUAUACCAUAAUUUAUAAAUCUUGAGAUCAAUU